AUGGACUUGUACCUAAACAACUGUUUAAAGGCCGCGGAGGCUGCUGCCUCCAAAGAGGCUUCCGACAAGCUAAAAUCUGACAAAAAGACUUGUAGAACCAAGAAAAAGAACCUUAUCAUUCCAAAUAUUGGACCAUCUAGUCUAUUGGAUUUGCCUCUUGGAGCCAAACUGCCUAUUAUCCCUGGAAGUACUAAUAUAUUCUACACAACAAAUCUAAGUGAAAAGCUUUAUCAGCCUUCUUUUGGUUUUAACCUUAAUGAUCCUUACUGCAAACUCAUGGAAACCACCUACAAAAGUCUUCACGAUCCACACCUAAAAUCAUACUUCAAGCGAAAAGACAUUCUUAAGAAACUAAGACAGGGAGGAUACAUCACCGGCAAUAACAAAGUGGUGUGUUCCUUAAAAGAGUUGAACAAAUACAGACAAUAUCUUACUACUUUAAAAAUUGACUUUGAACGAAACUAUAUCAGAGAACAAAAAAUCAUUGAAGAUCAAGUGAAGAAACUGAACGAAGAGAGACGGGCCUGUGACGACACUGCUGCUGCUGAGUUUCAGCAGUGGUUGUUACAAGAAGGGAAAAAACCUUGCCCGCAUCAAGACCGACUACUGAAACUCAGACAUUUGCAUAUGAUUCACAAAGAACUAGACAAAAUUGAAAACACCUCGGAAAGGCGAAACACCUUGCAGUUACUGGAAGAAGACCUACAACAUUGGGAUAAUGUUAGAAGGAAACUGAAUCUCUGCACAGACGCUGACCAGGAAUGGCAAUCCAAGGAAAUGGCACUUCUAACAAAGAUUGGAGAAGAAGCAAAAAGGAACACCAAAGCUGAUGACCGUCGUCGGAAAAUCAGAGAUGAAAUUAACCGAAAGAAACAAGUAAUGCUUCACAAAAGAAUUGCCUACCAUUUGCAAAAACUACAAAAGAAAGACAGUAAAGAAGAAACCGGAAAAGCAAGUGCCUUUGAAAUCCAAAGACAAUCUGAAACAGCGUCUGUGACAACCCAGAAGAAACCAAGCGUCACAGAGCCAAAGACGUCUCAAGAACACCUGGAACAAAAACUUUCUCCAACAGACACAAGGACACCUAGUUUGCCUGAGAUGCAGACAUUUCAAGACUUUUUGGGACCCAAACAUUACUAUCACCCUAGUGAGAAGAAAGCGAGUUUUGCUGAGCAGAUGUUUUACGAACCAACUGAACAAAAAUAUGGUCCGGUAAAGGCAAAAAGAUCCAGUUUUAUCGACCAGAAAUUUAUGGAAGACCUUCUAGAAGCAAAAUAUAUUUACCCAAAUACUGUGAGAAGUUUCACCGAUCACAGACCGACGGGAGAUCUAGAAGCAAAAUCAACUUCAUCAAACACAAAGAAAAGAAGUGUUUCAGAACAGAAAUUGUUUUAUGAACCAGUCAAAAUAAAAUCAGCUCCACAAAAUGUAAAGAAAACAAGUUUUUCUGAAGAGGAAUCAUUUCUACAACUCAUGGAAGCAAUAUCACCUCGACAAUAUGUAAAGAAAACAAGUUUCGCUGACCAGAAAUCAUCUCAAGAAUCUCUGGAAUACAGACGAUCAAGCCAACAGUCUCAGAGUAACAUUACGGUUUUUAUUAGGACAUCAACAACUUUACCACCCCAAGUGAGGGACAUACAACAUCCAGCCGAGCAAAAGCAUGAUAAAGAAGGAAAGACAUCACAUCAUUCAUAUGACAGAGGAGUCAAAAGAGGCUCAAUUCCUGCUCCGUCUCACUCUCUGCAAGCAACAAAUCUUUCCAGACAGUCUCUUCAUGAUACUACAAAACAAGAGGGGGAUAUUCCUUUUUGAAACACACAUAGACAGAGCAAGUGAUUUAUGAAAUUACCAUCAAGAAUAGUGUAAAAACUUUAUACAUUAAAUGACAAUUUAAAAA
Molecule: messenger RNA, 1897 nt
Organism: Microtus ochrogaster (prairie vole)
Lineage: Eukaryota; Metazoa; Chordata; Mammalia; Rodentia; Cricetidae
Product: fibrous sheath-interacting protein 2-like
Exons: 19
Coding region: 1-1812 (603 amino acids)
Source: RefSeq, a predicted model, not a curated record